Messenger RNA from Capronia coronata CBS 617.96, 495 nucleotides. RefSeq names its product ribose 5-phosphate isomerase B. The coding region runs from base 1 to 495 and encodes 164 amino acids. The record is from RefSeq and is a predicted model, not a curated record. Gene Ontology annotation, molecular function: isomerase activity. Gene Ontology annotation, cellular component: intracellular anatomical structure. Lineage: Eukaryota; Fungi; Ascomycota; Eurotiomycetes; Chaetothyriales; Herpotrichiellaceae. The transcript has 2 exons. Gene Ontology annotation, biological process: carbohydrate metabolic process.
AUGACUACCAACGGCACAGCCAACGCGCCUCUCCGCAUCGUCGUGGGCAGCGACAACGCCGGACACGCCUACAAGACGGCCUUGAAAGAGACGCUCAAGAAACACAGGGGCGUCACCCACGUCCUGGAUGUCGGUGUGGUGGACGCCGACGAUGGCACUGCGUACCCGCACCUCGCGGUCGACGCUUGCAAGAAGAUCAAGUCUGGAGAGGCGGAUCGCGCCCUCCUCAUCUGCGGCACAGGUCUCGGCGUCGCCAUCUCCGCCAACAAAGUCGAAGGCAUCCGCGCCGUGACCGCCCACGACCCAUACAGCGUCGAGCGCAGCGUGCUGUCGAAUAACGCCCAGGUGCUGUGUUUCGGCCAGCGCGUGAUCGGGCUCGAAUUGGCCAAGAAGCUGGUCGACGAGUGGGUCGAGUUGCGCUUCGACGAGCAGAGCUCGAGUGCCGAGAAGGUCGCUCAUAUUACAAAGUAUGAGGAGAAGUUUGGGGAAUUGUAA